This is a messenger RNA of Geosmithia morbida, 1086 nucleotides long. RefSeq names its product reductase. The coding region runs from base 1 to 1086 and encodes 361 amino acids. Lineage: Eukaryota; Fungi; Ascomycota; Sordariomycetes; Hypocreales; Bionectriaceae. The record is from RefSeq and is a predicted model, not a curated record. The transcript has a single exon. Gene Ontology annotation, molecular function: oxidoreductase activity, acting on the CH-OH group of donors, NAD or NADP as acceptor.
AUGGCUGUUCCGUCAUCUUUAAACCCUCCAAGCCGGGUGCUAGUCACAGGAGCGAACGGUUUCAUAGCACAGCACUGCGUGGCCCGUCUCCUGGCGGAGGGAUACUCGGUCACGGGCACGGUGCGGUCGUCGUCCAAGGUGACGCCUGUGCUGGCGACGCACGACCAUCACCCAGAGCUUCAGGUCAUCGUCGUCGAGGACAUGACACGCGCGGAGAGCUACCUGGAUGCGCUGGCGGCGGCGGCGGCGGCGGCGGCGGUGGCAGGGCCGCCAGAGGCCAUACUCCACCUCGCAUCGCCCUUUGACUUCUCCGUCUCCGACUUCGAGGCCGACCUGAUGCGGCCGGCCGUGCAGGGGACGAGGGCGCUACUGGAAGCAGCGAGUCGGAUGAUGUCAGUCAGGCGCGUGGUGCAGACCAACUCGUUCGCGGGCAUAUUCGACGCCUCGGUGGCCCCGGACCCGUCGCAGACAUACACGACGCAGGACUGGUCGCCGCUGACGUACGAGGAUGGGUUGGCGGCGACGGUGGCGCCCGCGGCGUACCGGGCGUCCAAGGCGGCGGCGGAGAAGGCGGCGUGGGCCUUCGUCAGGGACCGCGACGUGCACUUUGACCUGGUCAGCCUGUGCCCCGGCCUGGUGUUUGGCGGGUUCCUCCCUGGGGCCCCCCUGCCCGGGCGCCCCGACGAGCUCAACACGUCCAACGCGGCCGUGUGGUCCGUCAUCUCGGCCGGCGUGGACGCCCCGAUCCCGCCGACCAGGGCGCCCGUCUGGGUCGGCGUCCACGACACGGCCGUCGCGCACGUCCGAGCCCUCCAGACGCCACAGGCCGGCGGCAGGCGCUUCCUCGUCGCGUCGGGAGUCUACUGUAACCAGGAGCUGGCGGACACGGCGCGCAGGGUGCUAGCGGCCGACGAUAAGCACGCCGGCCGCGUGCCCACCGGGAAACCGGGCGACUGGUCGGAGAAGGAGAAUCUGUACCGCAUCGACGCCACUGAUACGGAGGAGGUGCUGCAGAUGAAGUGGCAGGAUCUCGAAACGGUCCUGGCCGAGCUGAUGCCGCAGCUAUGGGAGGUGGAGGGGGUCUAG